Molecule: messenger RNA, 876 nt
Organism: Meloidogyne enterolobii
Lineage: Eukaryota; Metazoa; Nematoda; Chromadorea; Rhabditida; Meloidogynidae
Source: the annotation of a GenBank genome assembly
AUGCGUUGUUCCCUUCACUCUACUUUUAUUAUCCUUCCCCUUAUAAUCUUUCUCUUCACAAUUUUCUCUACUUUUUGUUCUGCCGACCUUCAAAAUAUAACAGUUCGAGGUCAGGCAAUUUGUCGACGUCGAAGUGUUAAAGGAUUACAUAUUGAAUUACGCGAACACGAUACUUUUGAUCCAGACGAUUCUUUAUCUGCUACAACAACUGGGCCAGAUGGCACUUUUGAAGUUAGGGGUUCGGAGAAUGAGGUUGGCUCAAUCCGUCCAUACCUGCGCAUAACACACAAAUGUGACGUCUCAGAUGAUAUGAAAUGUCGACGAAUAACAGAAAUUGAUAUACCAAAAGAAAAGGUUAAUGGAAUAUAUGAAAUGAAUUUUGUCAAUUUAAAUUUGCCUGGACAUAGAGACAAGGAAACGUGUGACGAUUAAACUUAUUUUAGAAAGAUUUAUGGACUUCUCAUAUAAUUUUGUGCGUUUAUUCUGCCUUAUUUGCCAUAAUAAAAUUAACUAUACAGUCGGACCUUGUUUGUAAAUACACCCAGAAUGAGGUGUCUCUUGACUUAAGAUACGUUUUCCAAAAAUAUGACCGGUAUAUUAGGGCUGUGCGCCAAAAAUUUUUCGCAUGGCGUGCCAAACGUCGAACGUCAUUUUUUCAAAUUCUAAAAACACGCCAAACGUCAGAACGCCAAUAUGGGCCAAAAUGACGCCAAAACGAAAAUUCAUGGCGCACAGCCCAGCUAUCCUUUGGGUGGUAAUUCGAAUGACCCUAUAGUAGUUAUCCCACCCUCACCGUCGCGGCUGUCACAAAAAGGACAUUUGGUCUACAACUGUUUUGGGGUAUCUUAUUGCCAGCUGGACAACGGAAACCUACUA